GGGGCUGGGCCCAGCGAGGUGACAGCCUCGCUUGGACGCAGAGCCCGGCCCGACGCCGCCAUGAGCGCCGCGCUCUUCAGCCUGGACGGCCCGGCGCGCGGCGCGCCCUGGCCUGCGGAGCCUGCGCCCUUCUACGAACCGGGCCGGGCGGGCAAGCCGGGCCGCGGGGCCGAGCCAGGGGCCCUAGGCGAGCCAGGCGCCGCCGCCCCCGCCAUGUACGACGACGAGAGCGCCAUCGACUUCAGCGCCUACAUCGACUCCAUGGCCGCCGUGCCCACCCUGGAGCUGUGCCACGACGAGCUCUUCGCCGACCUCUUCAACAGCAAUCACAAGGCGGGCGGCGCGGGGCCCCUGGAGCUUCUUCCCGGCGGCCCCGCGCGCCCCUUGGGCCCGGGCCCUGCCGCUCCGCGCCCGCUCAAGCGCGAGCCCGACUGGGGCGACGGCGACGCGCCCGGCUCGCUGUUGCCCGCGCAGGUGGCCGCGUGCGCACAGACCGUGGUGAGCUUGGCGGCCGCAGGGCAGCCCACCCCGCCCACGUCGCCGGAGCCGCCGCGCAGCAGCCCCAGGCAGACCCCCGCGCCCGGCCCCGCCCGGGAGAAGAGCUCCGGCAAGAGGGGCCCGGACCGCGGCAGCCCCGAGUACCGGCAGCGGCGCGAGCGCAACAACAUCGCCGUGCGCAAGAGCCGCGACAAGGCCAAGCGGCGCAACCAGGAGAUGCAGCAGAAGCUGGUGGAGCUGUCGGCUGAGAACGAGAAGCUGCACCAGCGCGUGGAGCAGCUCACGCGGGACCUGGCCGGCCUCCGGCAGUUCUUCAAGCAGCUGCCCAGCCCGCCCUUCCUGCCGGCCGCCGGGACAGCAGACUGCCGGUAACGCGCGGCCGGGGCGGGAGAGACUCAGCAACGACCCAUACCUCAGACCCGACGGCCCGGAGCGGAGCGCGCCCUGCCCUGGCGCAGCCAGAGCCGCCGGGUGCCCGCUGCAGUUUCUUGGGACAUAGGAGCGCAAAGAAGCUACAGCCUGGACUUACCACCACUAAACUGCGAGAGAAGCUAAACGUGUUUAUUUUCCCUUAAAUUAUUUUUGUAAUGGUAGCUUUUUCUACAUCUUACUCCUGUUGAUGCAGCUAAGGUACAUUUGUAAAAAGAAAAAAAACCAGACUUUUCAGACAAACCCUUUGUAUUGUAGAUAAGAGGAAAAGACUGAGCAUGCUCACUUUUUUAUAUUAAUUUUUACAGUAUUUGUAAGAAUAAAGCAGCAUUUGAAAUCGC
Molecule: messenger RNA, 1268 nt
Organism: Pan troglodytes (chimpanzee)
Lineage: Eukaryota; Metazoa; Chordata; Mammalia; Primates; Hominidae
Gene: CEBPD
Product: CCAAT enhancer binding protein delta
Exons: 1
Coding region: 61-870 (269 amino acids)
Biological process (GO): DNA-templated transcription; regulation of transcription by RNA polymerase II; regulation of cell differentiation
Molecular function (GO): RNA polymerase II cis-regulatory region sequence-specific DNA binding; DNA-binding transcription factor activity, RNA polymerase II-specific
Source: RefSeq, a predicted model, not a curated record